AUGGCCGCUGAGGGACGUGGUCCCCGCGCCUCGCUCUGGGCGGCGGCGACGCUGCUGCUGCUGCUGCUACCGCCGGGGCUGCGGCGUCUCUCCGUGCGAGCCGAUGGGCAGCUUUUUGUGCUGGAGGCUCAGAACGGCUCGCAGGGCCUGGGGCUGGAGGCGGCCCGGCUUUCCUGCCAGCGCAGGGGUGCUCGCCUGGCCUCUGUGGACGAGCUGCGCAGGGUGGUGCAGGACUGUGCCGUGGCGGUGUGCACCACGGGCUGGCUGGCCGACGGCACCCUGGGGACCACCAUGUGCAGCAAGGGGAGUGGUGAGCAGCAAGUCAUGAGAGCCGUUGAUGUGAGAAUCGAGAGCAGCCCGGUUCCUGGUGGCACGUACAGUGCCCUUUGUAUGAAGGACGAAGAGAAGCCGUGCGGAGACCCGCCUUCGUUCCCACACACCAUCCUGCAGGGCCGCACGGGCCUGGAGAUGGGGGACGAGCUGCUGUACGUGUGCGCCCCAGGCCACGUGACGGGCCACCGCGAGACGGCCUUCACCUUGCUGUGUAACAGCUGCGGGGAGUGGUACGGCCUGGCGCAGGCCUGCGGGCGAGAUGAUGCUGAGGCACAUAUUGACUAUGAAGAUAAUUUCCCUGACGACAGAUCCGUGUCGUUCAGAGAGCUCACGGAGGACUCCCGGACAGAGACAGAGGAGGACAGAGGUCCAGGAGACGCCUCCGAGGGGGCUCCACGACGGGACCGUCUGGUCUCCAUUUCUGUGGGGAAAGACGCCAUCGCCCAGGAUACGGCCUUUGUGCCAACUACAGGCUCGUCCAUCGCUGGGAGCAGCGUCCCCACAGACCUGCCAGGAUCCCAGCCAAACCGGAAGUCCUUGUUCUGGUUUCCUGCAGAGACCUUCCACAAGCCUGAGCUGGAAACGGAGAUGGAGGAUGACACCAAAAAGCAGCUCCUGGCUAGAGACAGGCAGAGGAGCAUAACACCGGCUCCAGGUGGACCUGACGCCAAGGUGAUCUCUAGCAGCACGGAUGGGCACUCAGGGACAUUUGUGGGCAGGACUGACAGCAAAACAGGGGACCCAGUGGUGAGCAGCAGUGAUGAGUCCUGGUUAGAUGGCUACCCCGUGACCGACGGGGCUUGGAGGAAGAUAGAGGCAGAGGAGGCAGAAGACGAGGAAGACAGGGACAAGGGAGAUGGGUCAGUGGGGCCGGAAGAAAGGCUUCCAGUCACUCCUAACCAGCCCACUCCUGUAGAAGUUAGGAAGGCUGGGAGCACCAUGCUCACACCAAGUGAGAACAUGACCCGAAGUUCAGUUCUAACUCAAACACUAGAUGUGGAAGCUUUGCCUCUCAGACCGAUAAAUGUGUUGGAAACAGACAGUCCCAGCAAGGGAGAUGGUGAUUUGACCAGAUACCGGUCAACUGUUCCUUGGAAGCUGGCCACAGAGAAGUCUCCCAUGGCCGCCCUACCCUAUGAAGUCCCCAGCUCUACCCUGGAGCCAGUAACAACUGCUAUCCAGCAAAUGCCGAACCACAGUCCCUCAACUAUCAUGGCGGCAACCCAGACGCCAGUGGAAACCACUGCUCCUGAGGUCCAGGAUAGUUUCCCCUACCUGCUGUCCGAGGACUUCUUGGGACAGGAAAGCCCCGGCCCGAGUGCAAAUGAGGAGCAUCUUCCGACUGUGGAACCGUGCGUAGGGGAUGGGUGUCCCAGCCUCAGCAGAGGCCCUGUCAUUGCCACCAUUGUCACCGUCCUGUGUCUGCUGCUGCUCCUGGCAGGCGUGGGGGCAGUGUGGGGCCACCGUAAGUGCCAGCACAAGAGCUCUGUGUACAAGCUGAACGUGGGCCAGCGGCAGGCUCGGCACUACCACCAGCAGAUCGAGAUGGAGAAGAUCUAGCCGCCUUGAGAGCAGGCCCUCCCGAAGCCCCUUGGGAGGAAGAUACAUGCCCCACGGCUCACACACUGACGAGUCACUAGACCAUGAAACAGGUGGCGCAGGGCUUGUCCUUCUCUUCCUCAGGUCCUCAUUCUACAGGCCAAGAAGUGUCUCUGGAGGCACCUGGUAGGACAAGAAGGACUUGGUGGCAUCAUCACACACAUCAACGUUUCCCCGGCCAAGUCCCCUGAACACACUGCGCUAAUCCCAGACCUGCGCUCGGGCCCUAAUUCCCGUGUGAGGUCAGGACUCACCUCCCACUUCAUCGUGCAUCUUCUGUCCCUUUUUUAAGAAAAAAGAAAUGAAUGCCUCCACCCUGAAAUUUUUAGAAAAAGUAUGAUAACCUGAGCAUUUGAGAACAGCGUUAUUCAGGAUCUAGGUAUUUAAUUGUGGGGGGUGGGAUAUAGAAAAACAGUAGGUUACUUCCUUUUAAUGUUGUGACAUCGGAGGGCAAACGAGCCAGGAGCAGCACGUACUCUAGAAGCGUUGAGAUUUCUUUUUUGCUGUUUCCUGAAUUUGGAAAGAAUUUAGGACUGAUGUUUUGCUGGGGGCGGGGGAGUUAGGGAGUAACAAGACACACAUCCACCUCUGUCCCCUCCAUUCUGUAGGACAGACCAUUGUCAUAAAACAACAACAAGGUGAUCUUUGUCCCGGUAAGCACAAUUUCCUCUCCGAGGCAGGGGCCUCGAUGUCCGUGACCAGUCUGUGCCCGAGAAUACCAUAGAUUUUUUUGUUGAACUAACAAAACUCGGUUCUUGGUUUCCUCUCUUUGGAUUAGCCAUUUUUCUGAACUCCGGCAAGAGGAAAAUAAGAGGCCCGAAGUCGAGGAAUGCAGAGGAAUUAAAAAGGACUAUGAAAUUCUGUGCACUGACCUGUUCCGUCCUCUUUUGACGCCAUCGGGGGCUCCGGGGACACAGCACGAGCCUGGGGUGGACUCCUCCUGGCUACUGAGCAGCCCGCCCCGAGGUCUCUAGAUCAUCUUAUGGCAGCUCAGCGUGCGUGUUUCCGACAGGCGCUCUCAGGGCGUGGUCCUCAGACUGGGGGCGGGGCUCAGCCAGCUGUGUUUUAGGGAGCCACCCAGGUGGUUCUAACAACGACUCGAGCUUGAGAACCAUUGCUUUAGACUCUAAAUUGGGAGCUGUGAGCCAGCGGAAGCUCUACAGGCACAGAGGACACGUGACACCUGGGGCUGGCCUUGCGCAGAAGUCCGGCAUCGCCAUGCACCCCGGUGGCAGCAGUUGAAGGUGCUGAUGUGCCCCCUCCGACGGUCUCCUACGUAUUGGCACAGAAAUGAAACACAUUACAUUUUUACAACAUGAGUCCCCUUCUUAGGAAGAGUUUUCAGUGGUUAAAAAAAAGGACAAAGGCCUGAGAUUGAUUUGGAGACACUUGAGUGGUUUUAUGCGCAACAAAAUCCCGAUCUCCUUUACAAUCGGGAAAUUGGUGGUGGUGUUUUACACACACGCACAUGUGUCAAAUUCGGGCAACAUGUUUUCCACCCUGCGCCCCUGUUUUCGGUGCGUGCUUUGGAAAAGUAAGUAGCUAUUGAGGCAGUGCGGCCAAAUCGAAGACCCUAGUCACCGUUACUGGGUAAGAUGAAAGCCUGAAGGUACCAAACAGAAUACCUAUGCGUCAGAUGAAAACUAGAACAGGACUGAAAUGCCUGCUGCAUACAGGCAAAGCAGAACACCACAGCAUGCAAGCUGGAGGCUGUGUAUAUUUAUAAAUUAGAUUCUUUUCUAAUCUACUACAAGGUAACUUUUCUAUUUUUAACUGUAUAAAAUAACCUCUAUCUCAACAUUGGGAUCAUGUUAUUCAACUAUUAUUAUGUAAUAACCUAAGAACACUGACUUAAUACCAACCCAGAAAUAGGGAAUGUUAAUACAAAUGUGUUAAUAAAUCUAUGACAGAUACAUUAAUACAUGGAAGUGUAUUAUUUUGUAGACAUGAACUACAUGGAAACAAACCCAAUGCAUGAGUUUUUAAGUUUUUAGUGACUUGCUGUUAUCUAAAUUAAUGUUAUAGGAUCUAAAAAUGCAUAUAGAAAGGGAAUGAUUAAAACUUUGUAUACCUAAA
Suricata suricatta (meerkat) is the source of this 4008-nucleotide messenger RNA. RefSeq names its product sushi domain containing 5 (gene SUSD5). Gene Ontology annotation, biological process: Notch signaling pathway; cell adhesion. Gene Ontology annotation, molecular function: hyaluronic acid binding. Bases 1 to 1893 code for a protein of 630 amino acids. The transcript has 5 exons. The record is from RefSeq and is a predicted model, not a curated record. NCBI's taxonomy places the organism in Eukaryota, Metazoa, Chordata, Mammalia, Carnivora, Herpestidae.